CUGGUUCAGGAGGUUUAGUAAGUAAUUUCUUAAAAUUGGAUUAAAAACCCUUGUCCUCCCUUCAUUUCGUCCUCAUCCAUCGGAAAUUCCAAACCGCCGCCGUCGCAAAAGCCCAUACCAGCAGGAUUUUUCCGCCGAUUUAACCUCAAAUCGAUUCCAAUCUCCUCCGUUCAUCCUACUCUUGGAUUCAUCAGAAGGAAAUAGAAAAAAGAGAAGGAAAAGUACGAAAAAAGAGCAAAAAAAUUCCGGAGCUUGCACAUCGGAGAGAAACCCACACAGGCUUUAAUUGAAACUCGGAGCGGAAAGGAAUUCAAGAAGUAGGCUGCAGUGGGGGUUAUGAUGGAAUUUUCCCUUGUCAUGGAUGUGCUAAUGUGAGUAGUAGCUGAUAUGGACAUGCAGCAGCAUAUGUAAUUAGGACAAGAUAUGGACAUCUAUGCUACCAAUCCUGGGCCAGUGGAUGAUUCUGUCCUGUAUGAUCAAGAUAAACAUGUCUCAGCUGCAAUUUGGGAGGGUCAGGUGAUUACUGGAUCAAAUCAUUUUUAUUUGUUUCUUUUUAUCUUCUUUCUUCUGCCAGUUUAUUUUGUAUUGUUGUCCUCACCAAAUUAUAAUUAGCAGGAGCGAGGUGCACUCAGAUGCCAUGAGCAUACUUCUAAGUUGGAUAGGUGGGUUCUUACUGAUAAGCAGAUUGAGCUGGUAAAGAAGGCUGGUUUUGGUUUCUUGAGGUUAAUUCCUGCAAUUAGUUUGGACAAUCCACUUAUCUCUGCUCUAGUUGAGCGAUGGAGAAGAGAAACAAACACAUUCCAUUUCACUGUUGGAGAGAUGACGGUGACUCUUGAAGACGUUGCAUACUUGUUGGGGCUGUCUAUUGAUGGUGAACCAGUUAUUGGUGUUACAUACACAACAUGUGAUGCAGUAUGUGUCAAGUAUUUGGGAAGAGGACCUGAUUCAGGGUACACCAGUGGGGGGAUGGUGAAGCUUAGCUGGUUGAAGGAAAGCUUCUCGCAUUGUCCUGAGGAUGCCUCAACUGAAGAUGUUGAGCGCCAUACUCGUGCCUAUCUUCUCUAUCUUGUUGGUAGCACAAUAUUUUCAACCACAACUGGUAAUAAAGUCCCUGUGAUGUACCUUCCUUUGUUUGAAGAUUUUGAGGAAGCAGGUAAAUAUGCAUGGGGUGCAGCUGCAUUGUCAUUUUUGUAUAGAGCACUUGGCAAUGCCUCGCUUAAAUCUCAGAGCACGAUUAGUGGAUGCUUAACCCUCCUGCAGUGCUGGAGUUAUUAUCACCUUAAUGUUGGCCGGCCAAGGCUUAACCACGACCCAAUCCAUGAGUGUUUUCCUUUUGUUCUCCGAUGGAAAGGGAAGCAAAGCAGUCCAACGGCGAAUCGUGAUGUAGUUUUCUAUCGCAAAGCAUUAGACUCUCUCAAGGAAAUUGAUGUUGAGUGGUGUCCUUACACAAAUAUUAGCCAUACCGUUAUUCCUCCAAAUAUUUUGAAUAGUCUCAUUCUUGGGCGAUCAAAGACAAUGCUGAUAUGUUUUGACAAGGCGGAAAGGCACCUUCCAGAUCGCUGCUUGAGACAGUUUGGCAUGAAUCAAACUAUUCCGGAGGAUGUCCCAAAGUGGGAGAGGAAAAGCCGUGGAGUUGAUGGUGGCAUUGAUCUCUCUUUGAAAAUGGAAUCAGAGCUUAAUGAAUGGUUGCGCCGUCGACUUCAUAUUGUUGAGGCCGAGGAAGAUGUUGAGGAAAGUGAAUACAUGCAGUGGUACUUGAAUAUAACUCGUAAAUUGGUUGGGAGGCCUAUACCAAUCUCCUCCGAGUUUCAGAUGAUGAGCACAGCCCUAAGGGACAUCGCCUUUGUGGCAGAUUCUCUUUCAACUCGUGGGAUGGAUGAUGAACAAAUUCAAGCUGUGGCAAGAAUUAGGUAUGUUGCACAUGAAUGCUUGAGGGACCAGGUUGCAAUUACAGUGGCCAAUAUGCAACCUGAAGUGGUAAAAAGAGUGAGAGGAAAGGAGAACGUAAGGAGGAAGAGUAUGGGAAAAAGGAAACGAAAAGAAGAUGAGAAUUAUAGCUCGCCUCGCUUAAAUUCUAUGGCUGGUCGUUUACUCUCGUAUCAUCAUAAUACUGAAAAUGAGAUUCAUUCAGUGACAUAUGCCAUACGUCGGGAGACAGAUGACGACGUCUUGGCAUCCCCGGCAGAUGUCAAAGUUGAUGAUGAAGACUUUUGUGAGACUAAUGAAGUUGAUGACUCCCACUUUCGGCGCGUAGCUCAAGAGAAAGGUGAUGAUAUUGGUGAGCCGAAAGAGGAAGUCGACAUAAGUGCUCCAGAGCGGCCAUAUACAGCUACCGAGGCGGUUCAACAGUCCCCUCUGGAAAAUAGUGAGGAUAUUGCGCGGCAGGUUGAGGCCCGUUAGCCAGGUCCGAUGCGGCAUCUUAGUUCUACCAUGAGGGAGAAAGCAACCAAUUUGUGUUUCUCUGGAGCCUAGGGGUAUGUUUCUUGGGAGCCUCUAGGGGUAAUAUAUUCAGCUUCUUAGUUACCUUUUUUACGCAAUGUUGGUUAGAAAUUAGGUGGUGACCAAAAUUACUUCUGUCUCCUUGUAGCUUAUUAGUUGGUGUAAGUUCAUGAAGUGACUGAAUAUGAUUCUAAUUUAUUCAUCCUUUAAUGGGAAAAGUCACAAAGUUGUUCCAUCAAAAUCUUAUUGGUCACUAUUCCAUUUUUCCUUUUCCAUUUUCCCAACACAAUGAAUUGGCCACUCCUUCGACCAUAUCACUGUUGGAGCUAGUGCUUGCACCUCCCUCCACUAAGCACGCAGCACCGUUGGAGUUUUUGUUUUAAUC
Messenger RNA from Oldenlandia corymbosa var. corymbosa, 2824 nucleotides. The record is from the annotation of a GenBank genome assembly. Lineage: Eukaryota; Viridiplantae; Streptophyta; Magnoliopsida; Gentianales; Rubiaceae.